GAGACAGUCAGAGGCGGUCAGUCAGUCCAGCAGAAGUGCCACAUAAUCAAACAAAAGUCAGCAACCAGACCAUGCCAGCAACAAAGCAAUAUUUCUAUUAUCGAGUCUCAAAGGCAGGUUUAGUCCUCUGGUCAUGGCUAAAGACCCGUUGGCAGAGGCUGGUCUUCAUUUUGAUGAACUCAAUAAACUGCGAGUACUCGAGCCUGAUGUGAGUCAGAAAACCAUUGAGCUCAAAGAGGAAUGUGAGGAAUUUGUUGACAAGAUCGGUCAGUUUCAGAAAAUUGUAGGUGGACUUAUUGAACUUGUGGAUGAGCUAGCAAAGGAAGCUGAAAAUGAAAAAAUGAAGGCUAUAGGUGCAAGAAAUCUGCUGAAAUCAGUUGAAAAGCAACGGGAGGCUCAGCAGCAACAGCUUCAGGCUCUGAUUGCAGAAAAGAAAAUGCAGUUGGAAAGAUAUCGAAUAGAAUAUGAAGCUCUUCAAAAAGUCGAAGCAGAGCAGAAUGAAUUCAUCGAUCAGUUUAUACUGCAGAAAUAAGAAUGCUGUGUUUCCUCUUUCUGUUGGACAAGAACAGUGAUGCUAUGCAUCUUGAUUUAGAGUGACUUCCUAAUAUGUGCAGGGUCCCUAACUAGGUUAACUGUAUUGACCAGUUAAUAGGUGACAACAGACGUCUGUUUCAGCCUCAACCUCUAACUCUAGUGUUAACAUUGAGUGCUUUUGCAUGGCCAGUUCAAGGAGGCACACACUUGUAAUCUUUCCAACCACAGAUCAUAAUCUCAGAUGAAUACUAUUUAUAUACAAGUUAUUUAUACUAUUUAUAUGGAAAUUCGUUUGUAAAUCGGAUCUUUUUUACAGCAGGAAAAUACAGUAUUUGCAUGUUACUGUAAAUAAUUCCAUCAUGAGACAUCAUCAGGUAAAAUGUUUAUUUUCUGUAUGAUUUGUAUUUUAACUUGCUGUUUGUGACUUGAACUCGUCCGGUUUUAUUUUCGCAUAUGCUCAUGGGACCACAACCAAAAUAUUUUCCGUAAGUUAUGGAAAACAUAAUUCACUUAUUGUUUGUUUACAUUUACCAUUUGGAUCAUCAAGUGCGUAAUCUCAAUAUUUGACAAACUUCAUACCAUUUUGAAGAACAUUUGAAUAAAAAUAUAUUUUGCAUUUA
This is a messenger RNA of Onychostoma macrolepis, 1154 nucleotides long. RefSeq names its product intraflagellar transport 20 homolog (Chlamydomonas) (gene ift20). Lineage: Eukaryota; Metazoa; Chordata; Actinopteri; Cypriniformes; Cyprinidae. Gene Ontology annotation, biological process: intraciliary transport; protein localization to cilium; centrosome localization. Gene Ontology annotation, cellular component: cilium; Golgi apparatus; intraciliary transport particle B. The coding region runs from base 134 to 532 and encodes 132 amino acids. The record is from RefSeq and is a predicted model, not a curated record. The transcript has 6 exons.